AUGGAACCCCCCGCCGAGGGCCGGCAAGAGAAUUCAGCUCUCACGGAGGCAGCCGCCGAGUUUCUGAGCCUGAUCGGACCACAGGAUUUAGAGCGUUGCGUGUUUGCCGAGACGCUGGACGUGGUGGCAGAGGGGGGCCAGCCAAGAGGCCAGGCAGGGGCCCGGUGGUGGGCUGCAGCCGAGUGGGCACCCUAUAAGCAGGCAGGCGAACUGGUGAGGAGCUGCCUCCUGGUGCAGGCCCGCGGCAGGCAGGACGGUGUGCCCGGCUCCAGGACCCUCAAAGCCUAUGUGACCCCGCAGCUGGAGACCUUGGAGCAGGAGGAGCAGGAACGCCUGGAGCUAGAAGAAUACACCAUAGAGAGGAGGACCCACAUAAUAAGCCAUCAUCAUGGGAUGACUGUCACAAAGAUCCUCCAGGAAGGAGAGGCAGAGCCACAGUGCUGGAGUUUCUCCUACAGCCAGGCCAAGCUGCAGGGGCUGCUGCUGGAGGGUGCCAGUCUCCUGCUGCUGCGGGUGCUGGCAUGCCGGCAGGCAGUGCCUCCUGGCCUCAUCUUCCCAGCCUUUGACAUCCAAGGCCACCUCUGCACCUCAAGCUAUCAUGCCCUGGGCAUCCAGCGGCAGGCAGUGGGCUCAGUGGAGAUGGAGGUGUUUGUGGUUGAGCAAACCCUGCACGCUGGCACAGGCAUCUCCACCAUCUGGCACAGCAGCUUCCUCCCCAAUGGGUAUGAGGGGGUCUCCAGGGGCACCUAUGCCAAGCCUAUGCCAGCUUGGCGAGGAGCCAGGAGGCAGGGGGGGCUCACCGUCUCUUCCUCCCACAGGCGUUUGGCACGGCUAGUGCAGGUCGGCUGCCCAGUUCAAAUGCUUCUGCAGGAUGAAUCAGUCCUCACCGAGAAAGGUAGGAUCAAGCCCCAGCCCCACUUUGCCAAACAGCCCCUGGACUGGGAGGAGGACAUCCAGCUCUACUCCUGGUUCCAGGACAGGAAGGAGGAGCUGCAAGCGUCCUACAGCACUUAUGUGCAGCAGCACCCGGAGCUCAAGGCACAGAUGGCUGAUUUUCUCCUGGCCCUGCUCUUCCGGCGGCUUCAUGACCCUGUCUCCUUCACCACCCAAUUCUUCACCCCCUUUGACCACCAGCAGCCCCCUGGGGACUGCUUUGCCUCUGCUGAGGCUGUCAGACCGGGCAGACCCCCAUGCCCACCUCUUUUUGGGGCACAGCACAGCCGCCAGAGGGCCACAAGGGUCCUGGGGUGCCCCACUUUUGUGGACACAAGCCUGACCUGCAACAACACUGAGCACCUCAUCUUUGUGCUGAGGGUCCUCCCACUUGGGGUGGUGUGA
This is a messenger RNA of Dryobates pubescens (Downy woodpecker), 1338 nucleotides long. It is a transcript of the gene CATIP, whose product is annotated as ciliogenesis associated TTC17 interacting protein. NCBI's taxonomy places the organism in Eukaryota, Metazoa, Chordata, Aves, Piciformes, Picidae. The record is from RefSeq and is a predicted model, not a curated record. Gene Ontology annotation, biological process: actin filament polymerization; cilium organization.